Molecule: messenger RNA, 690 nt
Organism: Pneumocystis murina B123
Lineage: Eukaryota; Fungi; Ascomycota; Pneumocystomycetes; Pneumocystales; Pneumocystaceae
Exons: 1
Coding region: 1-690 (229 amino acids)
Biological process (GO): regulation of transcription by RNA polymerase II; cell differentiation; anatomical structure morphogenesis
Molecular function (GO): RNA polymerase II cis-regulatory region sequence-specific DNA binding; DNA-binding transcription factor activity, RNA polymerase II-specific
Source: RefSeq, a predicted model, not a curated record
AUGGUAAACAUGCCAUAUGCACAUCUUGAAUUUGUCUUACCAAAUGAAACGGUAGCAAGAAAACAGGUUUUAUAUCCAUAUUCUAUGAAAGAGGCAUCACAAUAUUUGGAUGAAAAUAAAGGAACUGCAUAUUUUGUACCUCAUGGAUUUCAACCUAUUCUAGUUCCUCAAAAUGAAGAAGAUGUGACGAUUCAAACAUUACUGGAUCUCUCGGCGCCGGCAAUUCAGGUUCCGGUUCCGUUAAAACAGACGCUUUUACCACACUAUAUUAUUCGGCCUAGUAAAAAACAAAAACCAGCUAAACAAGCAUCUAAUAAGAAUCCUCCACGACCACCUAAUGCGUUUAUUCUAUAUCGGAAGAAUCACCAAGCGCAUAUUCUUCGGCAGAAUGCUAAUUUGUGUAAUAAUGAUGUAUCACGUAUUAUUGGAUCUAUGUGGAAUGGGGAAUCACCAGCUGUAAAACAGCGAUUUCAUUUAUUAGCACAAGAAAUGAAAGAAAAACACCGGGCUAUGUAUCCCAUGUAUAGGUACUGCCCAAGAAAAUCUCCACGUAAACGGCGCAACACAAAAAGUCAGGAACAAAUAGGAACCGAGGAAACAUGGCUAUCAGAACAUAAUGCAAUGGAUAUGCAGGACAUGACAAUAACAUCUACAUUACAGGAAUUUGGAGCUACAGGACUUUGGGCAUAA